Rhea pennata is the source of this 3642-nucleotide messenger RNA. It is a transcript of the gene RBM44, whose product is annotated as RNA binding motif protein 44. The transcript is spliced from 16 exons. The record is from RefSeq and is a predicted model, not a curated record. Gene Ontology annotation, biological process: calcium ion transport; intracellular protein transport; receptor internalization. Gene Ontology annotation, molecular function: RNA binding; coreceptor activity. Gene Ontology annotation, cellular component: membrane; signaling receptor complex; cell surface. Bases 1 to 3555 code for a protein of 1184 amino acids. NCBI's taxonomy places the organism in Eukaryota, Metazoa, Chordata, Aves, Rheiformes, Rheidae.
AUGGAACUGGAGAAGAACAGCAGUGUUCAAAGCAAAACAGGGCUCUUCGUUCAGACCUCCCAUCUUUUGUCUUACUCUGAGACAGUUGAGCACACUCUGGUCAGGGACCUUGCAGCAGAAGUUAACCAUUCUGUUUUUGGUCAGGCAUGUUCCGUAAAUGUCUCGGAAUUAAAAUUGUCAGAGGAAAGCUUACCUUAUUUAAGUUCAUCUUUAGAUGCAGACAUUGAAAUGUAUAAUAAAGAGAGAACAACAGUUUGCUGUGCAUGUGGAGAUAAAAGUGAGAAAGAAGCUUGUAUGUUGGGAACAGCAUGCAACGAUACACAUCUUAUUUGCAGGGUUAGUGAGGAUUACAGACAAAGUGAUUUAGGUGAAGAUUCACAGCUGGAGUAUCUCAGUGCUGAUGAGCAAGAUUAUUAUGAUAGGAAUAGCUCAAGUGAGUUCUGUAAGCAAAUGAAAACUGUAGGAAUCAAAACUUUGAAGUUAAUAGAUCCACUUCAUGAAGCUCCAGGGAAUGGAGUCACAAAGGAGCAAAAUCUUGUUAACCUAUUAGAAGGCUGUUCUACUACCUGUAAAUAUUGCAUAGGUGAUCAGAUCUGCAUAGAAGCAGCUGUGCCAGAACUUCCUCAAGCAUUUCAGGACUGUCUGUCUCUGCCAGCUUACAAAGACAUGAGUUGUGAUAAUGAAGACCAAACAGAGUAUCAUAGCUUUCUUUAUGAAAGUACACUUGAAAGGCAUACUUGUGGGAGCAAAGAAAAGGUUUAUCCAAGUGCAUUGAUACAUGACAGUUUAGAAGAUGAAAAGAUGGAAUACACUCCUUUGACUGAUGGCACACAGUCAAUCCAAGUGGCUGUAAAUGAAAAACUAGUCGAAAAGAAUGAUAGACGUAUUCAUGGCAUCUGCAUGAAGCAAGAAAAUCCUUCAUUUUCACCAAAGGAAAGGUGUCCUGCAGCAGCCAUGCAAUUUUGCAGAAGUGCAGGUGAGACUAAUUCUUACAGAUGUGAUGAAUCUAUUGUGUGUGCACUUAGUUCCAGCUGUGUUGACUGUGCUCGGAAGGAUGUUGAAACCCAGUGUCCAGUUCCUGAAAUUCAUGCUGGAGAGAAUCCCUUGUUUGAGCUGGAAGUUGUAGAUAAGUCUGGUGGAAGCACCAGCUAUCUGAACCUGGAACUGAGGUGUUGUGCAGACUUGAAUGAUGUUACCAGUGACUCUAAAGUUACCAUUAACCAGACUGUUGAUGCAAGUUCUGAUUUUAGAGCUUGCUUUACAACAAGUAGAGCUACCAGCGCUCAGGCUUGUCUGGUAUCCAGGGCUGUUAAUACAGAGAUAACAAUGAUGAACAAAUCCAGACCUGUGGAAUGGCGCCGUGAAACCUGUGCAGAUGUUGCUUGCAAUACCGACUGGUCAUGUGUAUCUGGUGGUGCAGAAGACUUUUGGCCACAGGUUACUGACGUAUUGGAAAAGCGUUUAGAUGGCAAUACUGCAGCAACUGAAAGUUCACCAAUUCAGGAUCCAUGGGAAUCACAAAAUGAGCUGUGUAGCAGUGAUUUUAAGAGGAGCACUGACAGGCCCCUACACCUUGACAAACAAACUCUGAAGGAGUCUGCAUCAAGCUACUUCAAAAAAAUACUGCGGAGAGCUAUUGAAGCAGAAUUGCAGAUUCUGAAGAUUCAUUAUCAGAUGUGUUGCCAUCACUGCUUGAAGAUUUACAAACUGAUGAUGGAAGAAGAAAAAUGUUUCAACAGAUGUAAUAAAAAUGGUUUUGCUAACGCUGAACUAAAUUCGUCUCUCCUAUUGGUUUUGGAAGAGCUGAAAAAGAGCUAUGACAGUAUGAAAAAGAAAAUAGAAAUGGGCAUACCACUAGAUACACUUCCCCCUCUAUCAAUUGAGACAAAGUUGUUCCCAUUUUUUUCUUCUUAUGUCCCGUGCAAGGUGUACAGAGAGAAUCUUUGUUAUGGUUCAACUCUAGGUGCAAGAAAAACAGACGUUGAAGAACCAAAACUGCAAGAAAUGGAAAUUUCUGUCAAUGUGGACAGUCCUCAGACAGUACAUUUAACUGAUGGCAGUCAGCCUAGACGCUGUACUUCUUCCAAGACAUUUGAAGAGCACCAUAAACGUCAGGAUAUGGAAUAUGACUGCAGGAAAAAUGAAGAAGUGAAUGAAUACUGGUUUGAUGCUAAAGAGAACCUGACAGCAACAGAUUUUUCACUAACAUUUGAUGAAAAACAAGAUGCAGAUGGUUCAAGAGAACCGAAGAUAAUGGAGAGUGCAAAUGAGUAUUUUUUUAUUCAUGUUGGAGGCUUAAGUUCUUCAGUGUCAGAGGGUGAUUUAAGAUCACAUUUCCAGAAGUAUCAGGUUUCUAACAUUCUUAUCUGUGCGGAUUCUGCUAACCACAGAUACGCAUUUCUUUGCUUUAAAGAAGCUAAUAAAGCAAAGUUAGCUGUAGAAGAAAUGAAUAGAAAAGAAAUAAAAGGAAAGACAGUAAGCGUUGAAUUUAUAAAAAGUGCAUCAGAGAGCAGAUCUUCAGUUUCUCAGAACCUUUUGAAUAAGUUUUGGUAUGAAAUCCAGUCCAAUAACUCUCAAAAAAAUGUUCAAGAUAAAACAUCCACUUUGGCUUCCAAUUCUAUGAAAGCAUCUGCUGCCACCUCUGCUUCUGAGAAAGUACUUCUCCUUCCCACAACUUCAAAAAUUACUCAGGCUACACAAGUCCCUUCAAAAACAAGCCGCCUUGAUCUGUGUUCAUCUACUGAAGGCUCAGAACAUUCUUUGGUUGGAGUUAAUCAACAGGAUACUGGAGAGAAUUGUCAGCAGAAAACAUCUGCGCUUUUCUUCUCUGAUCCAUUUGAUACCUUUAUUCCUCCUAAUACACUGAACUUGAGCAGUUUUACCAAAUUAAUGAAGAAACUUCAAGAAAUUCAUCCAGAGGCUAGUAGGGAAAAAAUUAUAGAUGCUCUGCUGGAGGUGAGAACAAACAAUAAAGGUAUCCUCAGUGGCUUGUCCAUAAAUUCUAUUGUGAAAAGGACCUCUCUCAUUCUAAGGAAAUCCAUGCCCAAGUGUGGCUGCGCCGAGCCGCGGCGGCCCCGCGCCCUGCCCAUGGGCUGCGGGCGGCCCGCGGCGCGCCGGCGGAUGGCUCUGCUGCCGCGGCGCUUCCUCUGCUUCGUGCUGGCCCAUCACUUCAUCGUUGCCACAGCGUGCCACGAAGCCGACUACGGGCAGCUGAUCCGCGACUACUGCCUGAGCCAGUUCCAGGCGAGCAUGGAGGCGCUGGGGCCACGGCUCUGGUGCGACUGGGAGGAGACCCUGGGCACCUACGGCGAGCUCACCAACUGCACGGCGCUGCUGGCCGAGAAGCUGGCCUGCUACUGGCCCAACCGCCUGGUGGACGAGUUCUUCGUGGCCGUGCACCGGCGGUACUUCGGGAGCUGCCCGCUGGCGGGCCGGGCGCUGCGCGACCCGCCGGCCGCCCUGCUCGCGCCCUUCAUCGCCCUGCCCGUGCUCGCGGCCCUGCUGGCGGCCGCCCUCGUCGUCUGGCGCAGCAAGCGCGGCGAGGGCCUCGCGUAGGGCCGGCCGCCGCCGCGGGACCGCCGGCGCCGCGGUUGACGACGGUGACGCGGUGCUUUUCCUUAAAUAAAGGCGGUCCGAAAAGGA